UUUGACCUAAUCGAGUACACCUAUGUCUUGCAUUGAAAAUGUGAAAUUACGUGUGUUUUUUUUUACCUUAUUUGACAUAUCUUUUAAAUGAUUUAAGUAUUUUUGUUGUAAAUCUGAUAUAAUGUCAAGUAGAGCUUUAAGAAAACUUCAAGGUAAUGAUUUAGGUGCGUUAGAAUUGCCCGAGAAUCUUUCAGAGGAGGACACAGAUGUUCAACCUCAGCAGAAUCGGUCCAAGAAAAACAAGAAAAAGAAACCAGCCGUUGAAAAUCUUUUUGAAUUACUAAAUGAAGCUGAAGAUCAGCUACCAGAAGAUGAUGGGAAUGUAUCUGAAGAAGUUGAUACCAAGCCAGACAUAGUCAUAAACCAGACAAGCAAACAAAAGAAAAAGAAGAAGAAAAGGAAAAAGGGAAAAGAGAAGGAAGUUACUGAGGCUGAGAAUUCUGCAAAAGACGAUGAGGAUGAAAUUGAUGCAAGUAUACGAGAAGUGAACAGGAUUUUAAACAAUGGAAAUCUUGGAGAAGGGGAGAUCAGUGCAGCGGCAGAUGUAAAUUAUAAUGCAAGCAAUAAAGCACUUCUUUCUGUGGAACACAAACAUCUGAAUCCGGAGAAUGAAUUAAAGAGAAUAUUUGGUUCACGAACAAUACGUGAGGAGGGAACGAGAAGGCGUGGCCAGAUGCGGAGACGUCAGAAAGUGUCUUGGAUGGCACAGCCAACAGACAGCUGGCCACCUAUUGGUAAAACAGGAUUAUCAAUGCGGCUCAAAGAGACUAAAGAUGGCUGCCAGUACUUCCUGUUUGAGCACAAUCAGCAGUAUCAGAAAGUUCAGUUUGAGUUUUAUGAUGCAGUAGAAUCUCUCAACCCACAAAAUAUUGAGAACAUUUUGCAGCUACAACCUUAUCACAUUGAUGCAUUGAUACAGCUGAGUGAAGUUUUCCGGAUGAGUGAAGAUCUCAACAUGGCAGCUGAAAUGAUUGAAAGAGCUCUUUAUUCUAUGGAGAUGUCUUUCCAUUCACUUUUUAACAUGGCAACAGGAACCUGCAGAUUAGAAUAUAAAUACAGAGAAAAUAGGUCAUUAUAUUUAGCUUUGUUUAAGCACAUCGGUUCAAUGGGACAAAGAGGGUGCAAUAGAACAGCUCUAGAAUUUACUAAACUACUUUUAAGUCUUGAUCCAGACAAUGAUCCACUAGUUGCAUUACUGUUGAUAGAUUUCUAUGCCAUAAGGAGUGGGGAAUAUGAAUUUCUAGUCAGACUUUACAAUGAAUGGGAGGCUCACAGGAACUUGUCACAACUUCCAAACUUUGCAUUCUCUAUUCCAUUAGCAUACUUUCACCAAGGAGAAAGCAACAAAGCAGAUGAAAUGCUUCAAGACAGUUUAUUGAUGUUCCCUGGAAUGUUAAGCCCAUUGCUGGACAAAUGUGGAGUUCAAGCUGACCAGUCUGCCACACAUGUAUACUUUAAAGAUGCAGAGUAUAGCCAACCAGACGCCUUGAAACAGCUGAUAGCUCUUUAUGUUGGAAGAUGUUAUGCAUGUUGGAAACUGCCCGAGGUAAUGGAAUGGCUCGAGAAGAACGUUAAAACUGUGAUAGAUAGAGUAGAGAAAAAAGAUCCUCUUAUUGAAACAUAUAAACAAAGGAGACUAUCUCGUUAUAAAGGUACACCAAGGAAUAUAUACAGACAUAUCCUGAUGUCAGAGAUUCCUACAGCAACAGCAACACUUCCUCAGGAUGUAGCUAGUACAGUGCUGAGCUUUGACCCGUUACCACCACUAGAUUCAGUAGAAGCCUAUAGAAGACCUGCAAGGCCAAACAGGGCACAGACUGAUGGAAAUGCAUUUUCAAUGUUUUUGAGAUCAUUGAUGCCCAACUUCAAUCCAAAUGAGCCAGCCCCUGAGCAAGGUGCAGCAGGUGGUGUGGAGGGAAACCAAUUAAGACAGGGAGUAGGAGCAUUAAUGGAUGCCAUGAGAGACUUACUUAAUAAUAUAAGAAUGGCAGAACCUCCAAUAGAAAAUCAAGAAGAAAACGAGGAAGAAAGAGAUCUAGAAGAAUGGGACUAGCUUCUUAAAAAACAUUUGUUGGAUCUUUUGUCGAAGUGAUGUAGCAGCUGAUUAUAUAACCGAAGAAAUGUUAAGUUAUACUUUGUAUCGAUCAUGGAAAGGAAAGACAAGUUCAAUUAAAUUGAUGUUAACAGGUUUUUAGUUGUGUAACCAGAAGUAAGCACUGAAUAAUAAGCUCAGUUACUGCUUAACCUCAACAGAUGUGUUGACUACACACAAAACAGUACUACUGUGAAAUCAUUUUUAUUCGCGUAGGACUAAUUUUCGCGUAUUUCGUGCUAGGACCGAUGCGCAAAUUUAAGACCGCGCUAUUAUUGUUUUUUGAUUUUAUUUUUUCAUUUAUAAAUCGAAUUAAAGUCCGAGCGAAACAGUCCUUUUUCACGUUUGCGCAAAAUUUUAUGCCAGCGAAUUUAAAUGAUUUCACAGUAUUUAUUUUGUGUUAGCUACAAAUGAAACAGUUGUAUGAUUUGCUGUUAUAUUGGUGGUACUGGAAACAGUGAAACAUCAGGUGUAUGUAAGCUUUCCUUGAUAAGGAAUUGAAUUGUGAAAUUGGAAACCAGUAUAGUAUGAUAUUUUGCUCUGCAUCAUCUUACCUCAUGUUAGAAUCAAGUGGAUGGAUUAAGAAACAAACACUACAAAAGCUUAAUUUAAGCUUACUUUAAGGUAGUUCUGCACGUUUGGUACGAAUUUUUUUCUACAAUGUAGAAUUUGAUUAAACUCUAAUUUUUCAAAACUUCAGAAUAUACUUAGAAAAUCCAGCAGAUAAAAAGGAUAGGGUCGUGUGCUUGAUUUUUUGCUAGACUGAUGUGAAAAUUUUGGACCUCACGCAAUUUUUCAUAAUGGGAGUCUAUGGGAAAAUCAUAACUUUCAUAACACUUUCGCAAAUAUAAAUUUUUCUACAAUGUAGAUUUUGAUGAAACUUCUCAAACUUGUAAAUAAACAUAUGGCCUAUAAUAUGGUAAAAUAAAAUGUAUAGGUCCGUGUGCUUAUUUGUGAGAUAUUUGAUUAUGAUUAAAGUGCACCAACUAUUCCACGCUAAUUUUGAGACAUUAUUUGAAUUAUUUAACGUGUCAUAUGUUUUAAUAUCAUUUUUUUGACUUUAGAAAUAUACUAACAGUAUCAUUUUAAUAAAUUUACUCACAGGUUGUCAUUAAUUCAUAAAAUGAUUUUCAUUUCCGUACGCCGAAUCCAGGCUUUAUUCUACGUUUUCCGGAUAAAUGACGUUACGCCAUCACUUCCGGUCUAUCAAACGUGCAGAACUACCUUAAAUGGUGAGUUGAUUUUACCAGAAAGAUUGCAGUAGAAGGUAUUGAAGGGAAUUGAAAUCAACAGGAACAAGACUGGACAAGAGAAAACAUCUUUGAAGAAUUAAAUAUUUGUAGUACGUACAGUUCUGAAACAGAUGCAAUAAGAAUUGACUAUGCAUAAACAUUAUGUUCUGAGUCGGUAUACCCUCAGUAUGUGUGGAUGUAAGAAUUGUAAGGAUUUUGUGAGAAAAGGAGUUCAGGUAAAUGCAGGUUGCUAUGGAGAGUUUCUGUCAUAUAAGUAAAAUUGACAGUAUACAGUGGAACAGUUCAACUCUUCUAAAGCGAACAGUCGCUGGUUCAGAGUGCUUUAAAAUCACAUGCUUUUGCAAGACUGAAAGUUGACAAUUUUUAAAUUGAAGUAUAUUUUGACUGGUAAAGUUUAGCUUAAAAUCACCAAAAAAUACUGAACAAGCAAAAGAUUUGUUUCAGUUAUGUGUAGAAUUAUCUCCAGAUUCUAAUUUUUAAUUUGUUGCUAUGCAGCAGGUAAAUUAUAUGGCAGAUAUUAGUCUGUUUCAGUGUAAGAUUAAAAUAUCUUUCACUGAGUGAACACAAGGUGCAAUGUAUUUUCACAAAUGUGUGAACCACAAGUGAAUUAUGGUGUAGAUCUUCUAUUUGUUUCAUGUUUUAAUUGCAUUUUACCCCUUUUAUAGUUUCUAGCUAGAGAAAAA
This is a messenger RNA of Mercenaria mercenaria, 4028 nucleotides long. Its product is annotated as transcription factor 25-like. Gene Ontology annotation, molecular function: protein binding. Lineage: Eukaryota; Metazoa; Mollusca; Bivalvia; Venerida; Veneridae. The record is from RefSeq and is a predicted model, not a curated record. Gene Ontology annotation, cellular component: RQC complex. The transcript has 17 exons. Bases 122 to 2053 code for a protein of 643 amino acids.